Microplitis mediator is the source of this 3905-nucleotide messenger RNA. RefSeq names its product ankyrin-1-like. NCBI's taxonomy places the organism in Eukaryota, Metazoa, Arthropoda, Insecta, Hymenoptera, Braconidae. The record is from RefSeq and is a predicted model, not a curated record. Gene Ontology annotation, molecular function: protein binding. The transcript has 3 exons. The coding region runs from base 387 to 3725 and encodes 1112 amino acids.
CGAACUGAGCCAAACCGUAUUAAUUUUUAUGCCUUACUUUACUCGCGUGAUGAGAAAAAGUCUCAUUGCUUUUUAAAAUAAAUCUUUUAAAAAUAUUUUUUAUGUUCGAAAUAAUUUUUUAAUUUCAAAAUCAUAAAAAGCAUAAAAUUUCAUUAAGAUAAAAAAAAUUUCACUAGGUCAUUCCAUUUGAAAUUACUUAGAAAAAAAUAUUAGAAGGCAAGUGUGAGAAAAAAACUCAUAGCGCGGGUGCUGAAGGGUUAACAUUACGUUCGAACGGUUCGGACUCCUGUGUGUUAUAACCUGUCAAUUGGUCAUCGAACGUUUAUAAAAAAAGAAAAGGUCAACGACAAAAUUUUGUGGCAUCAUUAAAUUAUAUUACAAUUGAAAUGACAACUAGGAGAACUAAUGAAAAGUUACCGUCCCAAAUGGCGGUAACGGAAGAACCACCAAGUAAAAAAACUAUCUGUUUCAAACUCCGUAAUAAAAUACCAGAAGAAGAAAAGGAUAUUGAUAUUAAACCAAUAUUACCUAUUCCUGUUGCGAUUAGAAACGAACUCAUCAAAGCACUUAAUUCUUUUUUAAAUGAAAAAAUUGGCGUUAAUGUUAAUCAAGAAUCUUCUCCACCAGCUCUACAUUUAGCCGCCCAAACAGAAAACUCAGAAGUAAUUAAUGAGUCAGUUGACUAUAAAGACGACAUUGGCAUUAUCGAUAGAAAUGAAAUAGAUUUGGAUCUUGCUAUUCAACGCGGUGACAAAGCCAUGGUCGAAAUACUUCUGGAAUCCAAAAAAAAUGAAGGAAAAGGAAACGUAAGAGCUGAAGGUUUUCUGACACCUCUCGAUGAGGCUAUCAAGUCCGGUAACUUUGAGAUAUUUCAACUAUUGAUAAACUCUGGAGUGGAUAUCAAAAAUAUUAUUCGUGAAGGUACUCCACUGCACUACACAGCCAAAAAUAAUGCUGUCGAAAUAGCUGAGUAUUUAAUUGCCCAAGGUGCUGAUGUUAAUACUUUCAUUACAAAAGGUCCGAGGCCAUUUUACCGAACCGCGCCAUUACACGUCGCCAUUAAUUGUGGAAGUUUUGAAGUAGCUCAAUUACUAAUAAAUAGCCAAGCCAACGUUCACACUACGACAGGAUGGAAUAUAACACCAUUAGACUUAGCGAUCGAAAAAGGCAAUUAUCGGAUAUUCAAAUUAUUAGUUGACUCCGGAGCGACUGUGGAUUUGUCCUUCAAAAAUACGAAUCGAUCACAUUGGGCAGCUUAUCAUAAUUCAUUGGAAAUCGCUCAGUAUUUAUUUUCCAUAGGAGAUGAUAUUCAUUAUAAUUGCUUCUGCAGACGGUCGGACUUUUAUCAGUAUACUCCAUUACAUGUUGCUAUUCAGCGAGAAAGUGUCAAAGUUGCUCGAUUCCUAAUUAGCAAAGGUGCUGAUGUUAACAUUUGUGGAAAAAACGGCGAAACACCGCUUACAAUUGCCAUUGAAAAAAAGAAUUCUGAACUAUUCCAGUUACUGUUAGAUACUGGAGCUGAAAUAAAUGAUUGUCCGGAUAAAGUUUUACCUUUACAUCAAGCUGUCGCUGUAAGUAAUGACGACGUUACGAAAUUUUUGCUCGAACGUGGAGUUGAUGUUAAUGUAAUUUGUAAAUGCCCAGUGUCUAAAUAUUCAGAUUGCACGCCGCUGCAACUUGCAGUAAGCACAGAGAAUUUGGAAAUCGUAAAUUUAUUACUGAAACAUAAAGCAGAUGUUAAUAUUAGCACUAAAAAAUUAGGAUCAGUCAUUGGAAUAGCUGUGGAUCAAAAUAAUUAUGAGUUGAGUGAGUUGUUAUUGAAAGCUGGUGCAGAUAUUAAUGAACCUUUGAAUAUGACACUGUUACAUAGAGCUGUCGGUGCAAACAAUUAUCGUAUAGCUAACGAUUCAAUUAAACGCGGUGCAGAUGUGAAUGCGAUUAAUGGAUCUAAAGCUUCACAGUACUACUCACCAUUACAAAUUUCAAUUAUGAAUGCGGAUAGAAAACUCUUAAGAUUGAUUCUUAACAAACCGGCAAAAUUUGAUGAUGAAGAAUUUGAAGAAACUCCACUUGUAGAAAGUGGUAAUAUGAAAAUGGUUGAGCUUUUGCUUAAAAAUGGUGCCGAAGUAAAUGCAAUUAAUGAUUCUGGUGAAACAUUUCUUAUCGUAGCUGUUAAAAAAGAUAGUUUGGAGUUGGUUAAAAUUCUAAUCAAUGCCGGAGCUCAGGUGAAUUUAAGUAAUGACGAAAAUUAUUUACCAUUACACUGGGCUGUUAGGCGUAGCAACUAUAGUACGACCAAAUAUUUAAUCGAACAAGGAGCUGAAAUUAAUAGUAUUCGCCAAGAUAAAACGCCAUUGACUAUUGCUUGUUACAAUGGAAGAAAAGAUAUCGUUGAGCUUUUGAUUAAAAGUGGAGCUAUCAUUGAUGAUAAAAGAUUAAAUAUGACAGCUCUCGGCAUAGCUUGUGAGCAGGCUAAUUUCGAUUUAGUUGAGUUACUAGUAAGCUUUGGAGCGAGUGUUGAUCUUCGUUCCUGUAAUGUGACUCCGUUAUGUUGGGCGGUUCUUAUGAAACAUUUCAAAAUUACUAAGUAUUUAGUUGAUCAUGGAGUUGAAGAUAUUGACGCUGGUUCGCGGAGUACUACUCCAUUGCACUUAGCAAUUGGAAAUCAAGACCUAAAAAUAGUUGAACUCUUACUUGAACACGGAGCUACAGUUAAUAUUGUCAAAAACUAUGGUACAACAGCUCUUGGAUUGGCUAUUAAGACUAGUAAUUUGGAAUUAGUCGAAUUGAUAUUACAUGCUGAGGGUACAGAUAUAAAUGCUCCGUGUUACGAGAAUCGAAGGCCAUUAGAAAUUGUAGCGCAAGAUCACAAUGUAGCUUUGAUGAAGCUUUUAAUUAAUCAUCGAGCUCAUAUUGAUUUUAUAACUAAAGAAAACCUGAAAUUUAUUUUUCAUGUUUUACACGUAGGAAAUAUCGAAAUGCUCAAGCUAAUAUUAUCUAAAAAUGUUGACAUUAAUUGCAGGAAUUUUAAUAAUGAAACACUUUUAGUUGCUGCUAUUAGACAGAGAUCAUUUGAAAAAACUGAAUUUAUACUUAUGAGAGAAGAUUUUGUCAAUAUUAAUGAUGUCUCCCAGGGCGAGUCUGCGCUUCAUGAAGCUGGUAAAUUCGGAGCGGAAAAUCGGUUGAUAUUGAAUCUUUUAUUAAAUGCUGGAGUUGAUGUUAAUCUUGUAAAUAAAUCCAAUCAGACGGCUGUAAAUACAACAAAUUUUGAGAGAAACAAAAAAAUUAUUAGAGAGCACAUGGUAAAAUUAAAGGCCGCUGGUUGGUCUUUAACUAAUCAAAAUUUAAUGGCAAUCAUCGAAAAAAGAUUGGACGAUUUUUUUAUUGAUUGUUUAAAAGAAAUAGAACUGAUGAAAAAUAUGAAAAUUGAUCAGACUAUCAUGAGUUACUACGAUGUUUUGCGCAUUAAUUACCAUGAAAUCGCGGUUAAAUUAAGUAAUUUUAACGAUGGAUCUUUAAAUGAAAAAGAGUUGCAGUUACAAUUCCCUUUGUAUGGUCAGAUAAUUUACUAUCGUUUAUUUAAAAGCUUACAAAGAAAUAAAUUGCUAGGCAUGAGCACUAAUGUAUUUGGUACAUUACUUUCCGGUCAACUGCCGUUUGAUAUUAUAAGAGCAAUUAAUCCUUAUUUAAAUAAUAGAGAUCUCAAAAUGUUAUCUCAGUGCUAAAAAGUAAUUUAUUUUUCGUUUCUGUCCUUAACUCACUAUUCUCCAAUAAAAAUUUUUCAAAAAAUAGAAAAAUUUGAAUUUGUAAUACUAAAAUUUAUAAAAUUACAUUUAUUCAAGUAAUCAACUGAUAAAAUAUUUUCUUAUGUAAAACAAUGUGUUUUAUUCUUAAAUGUGAAAUAA